This is a messenger RNA of Phascolarctos cinereus (koala), 1134 nucleotides long. RefSeq names its product ras-related and estrogen-regulated growth inhibitor-like protein. Lineage: Eukaryota; Metazoa; Chordata; Mammalia; Diprotodontia; Phascolarctidae. Gene Ontology annotation, molecular function: GTPase activity; GTP binding. The record is from RefSeq and is a predicted model, not a curated record.
AUGGUCCUCCGGUUCCCCUUGCGCCGAAGUGCCAGCUUUACCCUGGAGUGCAGGACCUUGUUUGAGACACCUGAUCCCACCAUUCUUACCAUGGAAGCCAAUGUGUUGGUGAUGGGAGCAGAAAACGUUGGGAAGUCAGCCCUGACUGUUCGUUUCCUGACCCAACGAUUCAUUGGAGAAUAUGGCGACCUGGAGUCAAUCUACAGCCGAAGCUUGGAUGUGGAGGGCAGGAAAAUUCUCUUCCACAUCUGGGACUUUCCCAGUUCCCAUGGUCAGGCCGACCAGGACUCCACAGAAGAGAAGAGGAUCCAGUGGGCGGAUGGCUUCAUCUUGGUCUAUAGCAUCUGUGAUAGGGCCAGUUUCCACGUCCUUCCCACCAAAGUGCAGUUCAUUAAGGUGGCCAAGGAGGGCCAGAGCCCUGAGAAGGUGCCUAUCGUCAUUGUGGGCAAUAAGAGGGACCUAGGGCACCACCGGGCAGUUUCCAUUGAGGAAGGGCGGCUUUUGGCUCUCACCCUGAACUGUGACUUCUAUGAGGUGUCAGCAGCUGAGGCCUCUCAUGGAGCCCUUAUGGUGUUCCAGGGGCUGGCCCAGCACUUUUGGCAGGCUCGACUGCCACCCCGAAGAGGUAUUGGGAUCCGAGGUAUUGUUAAGAGUAUGUCAGCAGUAUUUGCCCGAAAGAGAACAGAUUCCUUCUAGGCUGGUUCACCCAGCAUCAAUUUCCCUCCUAGUAAGUUAUCUUGGGCAGUCACACAUUUAUUGAGCACCUACUAUGUGUAAAACACUAUCUGGGACUGGGAUAAGGUAGUAGAAAAGAAAUAGAGUGCUCAUUCCUGCCCUCAAUGAGCUUUUAAUUCAUGUACCCAGUGCCCACUCGACCACUUUCAACUACCAUCUCUAGGGAGUUAGUUUACAAUCUCCCAGAUUAACAUGCCGUGAUUCCAGCCAAGAUGGUACUGGCUUCUAGAUUAGACUUGGCGUGUAAUUGAGCCUCUUAUGAAGCCCAUGGGCCAUUUUCUUUAGGUAUGAUCCCACUUUCCUAAACUCUAGGAAAGACUAAUUGUGAGAUGUGGCAUCAGUGGUUCUUACCUAUCUGGGGUCUUCCAUAUUUAGGAUCCUUUGUAGCCUGGUAACUCU